This is a messenger RNA of Fusarium oxysporum Fo47, 879 nucleotides long. RefSeq lists its product as uncharacterized. The coding region runs from base 1 to 879 and encodes 292 amino acids. The transcript has a single exon. The record is from RefSeq and is a predicted model, not a curated record. Lineage: Eukaryota; Fungi; Ascomycota; Sordariomycetes; Hypocreales; Nectriaceae.
AUGGAGGAUGUAGGAUCGAGAACAGUCGUAGCAGCAGCCACGGCAGCGGAAGAUCCUCCAAUCCCUCCGAGUACCUAUAACCACACGACUAUUCCAAACAACACCAGUUCUUCCGAUCAAUCUCGCGAGCCAUCGCUCUCGAGCCGUCCUUCUUUACCUUGGACCCAUUAUUCUGACUCUUCGAUUUGGAUAGACAAGGACUCGACCGAUGACCAUCAUUCACGAUUCUCGCAUGUACACACCCCGGAAUCUUCCUAUGGGACAAGGCCACCGUCAGUCAACGAGGAAGCCAUGCGCUACCAUCGAAGACGUCAGGGAAAGUACAAGAUCCCCGAAGAGAGGUUCAGCCCAGACGAUCGCUACAGACGUUCUCAUCGUGGACGUCGUGGUCGCCAUGCUCACUCUAGCCAUCGUCAACCGCAGCGCAACGAAAGACGUAAUAGCGCAAACACAGGGUGUCUACGAUAUGCCAAGCAUGCCGAAACCCCAGCCGACAUAGUCCUAGAGCCUCAGCCAGACAAAACCAAGGUUGUAGGUGACAAGUUGACCAAGAAAAAUGAGAACAACGGCACGACUUGGCGGCGUAUCAGUCAAGGUUUAGGACUCGGGAAAUCCAAAAAGAACGAAAAGCCAGAAGAACACCCACCUGUUAAAGCUGAGGAUGUACCGAGAAGAAAGAGCAAGUGGAAGUUCUGGGCCAAGCAGCCACCUGGUGACGAUGCUGAGGCUAGUGAUGCCCCCGAGACGUCAGACCCCAACAACGAACCUCAGUUUACGGUCACCUCAGAUUCAAGACCAAGUUUACUGGAAUCGCAUGAGGAAGCGCCUAUUUCUAUUCAGCUGCAUACUGUAAUGAGGCGAUUAUCCCAAGGGGAGUGA